AUGGCUUCCCCGCGGAGCCUCGGACAGCUCGGGCCGCCGCCGCCGCCGCCACCGCCGCCGCCCGCGCGCCUGCUGCUGCUCCUGCUGCUGCCGCUGCUGCUGCCGCUGGCGCCAGGGGCCUGGGGCUGGGCGCGGGGCGCCCCCCGGCCGCCGCCCAGCAGCCCACCGCUCUCCAUCAUGGGCCUCAUGCCGCUCACCAAGGAGGUGGCCAAGGGCAGCAUCGGGCGCGGCGUACUUCCCGCGGUCGAAUUGGCCAUAGAGCAGAUCCGAAACGAGUCGCUCCUGCGCCCCUACUUCCUCGACCUGCGGCUCUAUGACACGGAGUGUGAUAAUGCAAAAGGAUUGAAAGCCUUCUACGAUGCAAUAAAAUAUGGGCCAAACCACUUGAUGGUGUUUGGAGGCGUCUGUCCAUCUGUUACAUCCAUCAUCGCAGAGUCCCUCCAAGGCUGGAAUCUGGUGCAGCUUUCCUUUGCAGCAACCACACCUGUCCUGGCUGAUAAGAAAAAAUACCCUUACUUCUUCCGGACUGUCCCAUCAGACAACGCGGUGAAUCCAGCCAUCCUGAAGCUGCUAAAGCACUUCCAGUGGAAGCGCGUGGGCACACUAACCCAAGACGUGCAGAGAUUCUCCGAGGUGAGGAAUGACCUGACCGGGGUUCUGUACGGUGAGGACAUCGAGAUUUCAGACACCGAGAGCUUCUCCAAUGACCCCUGCACCAGUGUCAAGAAGCUUAAGGGCAAUGAUGUGAGGAUCAUCCUGGGCCAGUUUGACCAGCAUAUGGCAGCAAAAGUGUUCUGUUGUGCAUAUGAGGAGAACAUGUAUGGCAGCAAAUACCAGUGGAUCAUCCCGGGCUGGUAUGAGCCUUUCUGGUGGGAGCAGGUGCAUACAGAGGCCAACUCAUCCCGUUGUCUCCGGAAGAAUCUCCUUGCUGCCAUGGAGGGCUACAUGGGUGUGGACUUUGAACCCCUGAGCUCCAAGCAGAUCAAGACCAUCUCAGGAAAGACGCCGCAGCAGUACGAGAGAGAGUACAACAACAAGCGGUCAGGUGUGGGGCCCAGCAAGUUCCACGGGUAUGCCUACGAUGGCAUCUGGGUCAUCGCCAAAACGCUGCAGAGGGCCAUGGAGACGCUGCACGCCAGCAGCCGGCACCAGCGGAUCCAGGACUUCAACUACACAGACCGCACCCUGGGCAGGAUCAUCCUCAACGCCAUGAAUGAGACCAACUUCUUCGGGGUCACGGGUCAAGUUGUGUUCCGGAACGGGGAAAGAAUGGGGACCAUUAAAUUUACUCAAUUUCAAGACCGCAGGGAGGUGAAGGUGGGAGAAUACAACGCAGUGGCUGACACGCUGGAGAUCAUCAACGACACCAUUAGGUUCCAAGGAUCCGAACCCCCAAAAGACAAGACCAUCAUCCUAGAGCAGCUCCGGAAGAUCUCCCUACCUCUCUACAGCAUCCUGUCUGCCCUCACCAUCCUGGGGAUGAUCAUGGCCAGCGCUUUUCUCUUUUUCAACAUCAAGAACCGGAAUCAGAAGCUGAUAAAAAUGUCGAGUCCAUACAUGAACAACCUCAUCAUCUUGGGAGGAAUGCUCUCCUAUACAUCCAUCUUUCUCUUUGGCCUUGAUGGAUCCUUUGUCUCUGAAAAGACCUUCGAAACACUUUGCACUGUCAGGACCUGGAUUCUCACCGUGGGCUACACAACUGCCUUCGGGGCAAUGUUUGCAAAGACAUGGAGGGUCCAUGCCAUCUUCAAAAAUGUGAAAAUGAAGAAGAAGAUCAUCAAGGACCAGAAACUGCUUGUGAUCGUCGGGGGCAUGCUGCUGAUUGACCUGUGCAUCUUGAUUUGCUGGCAGGCUGUGGAUCCCCUGAGAAGGACGGUGGAGAAGUACAGCAUGGAGCCGGACCCAGCAGGACGAGACAUCUCCAUCCGCCCUCUCCUGGAGCACUGUGAGAACACCCACAUGACCAUCUGGCUUGGCAUCGUCUAUGCCUACAAGGGGCUUCUCAUGUUGUUCGGUUGUUUCCUAGCCUGGGAGACCCGCAAUGUCAGCAUCCCCGCGCUCAACGACAGCAAGUACAUCGGGAUGAGCGUCUACAACGUGGGGAUCAUGUGCAUCAUCGGGGCCGCCGUCUCCUUCCUGACCCGGGACCAGCCCAACGUGCAGUUCUGCAUCGUGGCCCUGGUCAUCAUCUUCUGCAGCACCAUCACCCUCUGCCUGGUGUUUGUGCCCAAGCUUAUCACUCUGAGAACAAAUCCAGAUGCAGCAACUCAGAACAGACGCUUCCAAUUCACUCAGAAUCAGAAGAAAGAAGAUUCUAAAACAUCCACCUCUGUCACCAGCGUGAACCAAGCAAGCACAUCCCGCCUCGAGGGCCUGCAGUCCGAAAACCAUCGCCUGCGAAUGAAGAUCACAGAGCUUGAUAAAGACUUGGAAGAGGUCACCAUGCAGCUGCAGGACACGCCAGAAAAGACCACCUACAUCAAACAGAACCAUUACCAAGAGCUCAACGACAUCCUCAACCUGGGGAACUUCCCCGAGAGCACAGAUGGAGGAAAGGCCAUUUUAAAAAAUCACCUCGAUCAAAAUCCCCAGCUGCAAUGGAACACAACAGAGCCGUCGAGAACAUGCAAAGAUCCUAUAGAAGAUAUAAACUCCCCAGAACACAUCCAGCGCCGGCUGUCCCUCCAGCUCCCCAUCCUCCACCACGCCUACCUCCCAUCCAUUGGAGGUGUGGACGCCAGCUGUGUCAGCCCUUGCGUCAGCCCCACGGCCAGCCCCCGCCACAGACACGUGCCACCCUCCUUCCGAGUUAUGGUCUCGGGCCUGUGA
Pipistrellus nathusii (Nathusius's pipistrelle) is the source of this 2829-nucleotide messenger RNA. The record is from the annotation of a GenBank genome assembly. Lineage: Eukaryota; Metazoa; Chordata; Mammalia; Chiroptera; Vespertilionidae.